UCCUCUUUCUCUCUCUUAAGCCCCCCGAGUCACAGCCGUAUGCAUACCCACCGCUUCUCACUCUCUCUCUUUCUCUUGAAAGCAAAAGAAAGAAAAACAGAACUUUGUCCACAAGACCGCCAAGAUCAGUGAUUUUGAACGUUAUUGCCAUCUCACUCUCUCUCAUCUUUUUCUAGAGAAAUUUUCAGUAGGAGUGAUACAGAAGAACGCUUCGACGACGGCGAACGAUGUUUUUGCAUUGUUCUUCAAUUCUCUUUCUUCUCUGCUUUGCACUUCAAUCUUUUUACUUGGCAAACUCACAAUCGUUCAUUGGAGUUAACUACGGCCAAGUCGCUGAUAACCUUCCGCCGCCGUCGGCGACGGCGAAGCUCCUUCAAUCAACUAUCAUUGAGAAGGUUAGGCUAUACGGCGCUGAUCCGGCGAUAAUCAUAGCAUUGGCGAACACUGGUAUUUCAAUUGUGAUUGGAACGACCAAUGGUGAUAUUCCGGCGUUGGCCUCCGACCCAAAUUUCGCCGUUCAGUGGGUCAACUCGAAUGUCUUGGCUUACUACCCAGCCAGUAAAAUCAUCCUCAUCACCGUCGGUAACGAGGUCAUGACCUCCGGUGAUCAGAACCUCAUGGGACAACUCUUACCGGCCAUGCAAAACAUCCAAAACGCCAUCAAUGGAGCUUCACUGGGUGGGAAAAUCAAGGUCUCAACUGUACACGCCAUGUCUGUGUUGGCUCAGUCUGAACCGCCCUCCUCCGGGAGCUUUAACUCGAGUUUUGGCGACACAAUGAGAUCAUUAUUGCAAUUUCUUCAGGCAAAUGGUUCACCUUUCAUGAUCAACCCAUACCCUUUUUUCGCAUAUCAAAGCGACCCGAGGGCUGAAACUCUGGCAUUCUGUCUUUUCCAACCCAAUGCCGGACGAGUUGACUCAGGGACUGGUAUCAACUACAUGAACAUGUUUGAUGCCCAGGUUGAUGCUGUAAGAUCUGCCCUGAAUGCAAUGGGAUUUAAAGACAUUGAAAUUGUGGUUGCUGAGACAGGGUGGCCUUACAAGGGAGAUGCUAAUGAGGUUGGCCCGAGUGUAGACAAUGCAAGGGCCUAUAAUGGCAACUUGAUCAAUCACCUCAAAUCAAUGGUUGGCACCCCUCUGAUGCCCGGAAAAUCUGUGGAUACCUAUCUCUUUGCACUCUAUGACGAGGACUUAAAACCUGGGGCAGGCUCUGAAAGGUCAUUUGGACUCUUCAACCCCAAUCUUUCCAUGACUUAUGACGUUGGUCUUUUAAAGAGUAACCAGACUCCCGCAACUCCAGCUCCAAUAACUCCAGAAACACCUGUAUCUCCAUCAACUCCAGCGAUUCCUCUAACUCCGGUAACCCCAGCAACUCCUGUGAUUCCGACCACUCCAGUAACUCCACCAGCAGGAGUUUAUGGAAUUGCAAUUUCUUGCAAACAGCAGCACUCACGACUGCUAAUCCUAGUUAUAAUGGUUGCAUUUACCCUGUUUGGAUUACCUGUAAGGGGUGACGACAUUCUCUUGUAAGAUAAUUAAAAGUAAAAUAGGUUGUGACAAUGAUAAUUUAAAGAAUUUUUUUUUGUGUGGAUAAAUUCAUGGAAUUUUGUUUGAUGGCUCUACAUAACUCGGAAGUUUAAAUUGUCAUUUUUCCUUCUUUUUUUUUUUUUU
This is a messenger RNA of Ilex paraguariensis (yerba mate), 1670 nucleotides long. The record is from the annotation of a GenBank genome assembly. Lineage: Eukaryota; Viridiplantae; Streptophyta; Magnoliopsida; Aquifoliales; Aquifoliaceae.